Messenger RNA from Psammomys obesus (fat sand rat), 1507 nucleotides. Its product is annotated as calmodulin-regulated spectrin-associated protein 3-like. Lineage: Eukaryota; Metazoa; Chordata; Mammalia; Rodentia; Muridae. Gene Ontology annotation, cellular component: microtubule minus-end. Gene Ontology annotation, biological process: negative regulation of microtubule depolymerization; cytoplasmic microtubule organization; neuron projection development. The record is from RefSeq and is a predicted model, not a curated record. Gene Ontology annotation, molecular function: spectrin binding; microtubule minus-end binding; calmodulin binding.
GGGGGAGCACGGCGACCGCAACCUCCCCCGGCGCGCUCGGCCAGCUCCGACAGCCUGGCGCCGCGGUGCUCCCUCCCGCCGCCGCCGCCGUGCUCCCCGCCGCCGCCGUGCUCCCCGCCCAGCCUGGAGGAGGCCCUGCACAUCAUCCACAGCGCCGAGCCCCGCCUCCUCCCCGACGGCGCGGCCGACGGCGGCUUCUACCUCCACGCGCCCGAGGGGCGGGCCAAGCCGUGCUCCCCGCGCCCGUGCUCCCCCCCGCCGCCGUCCUCCCCGGCGCCCCCCGACGUGAGGAUGACCAGCUUCGCCGAGCGCAAGAGGCAGCUGGCGGUGGCCUCGGCCACGGCCGGGGCCUCCCCCUCCUCCUCCUCCUCCCCGUGCUCCCCCCCCCCGCCCCCCCCCCCGCCGCCGCCGCCGCCGCCGUCCUCCCCGCCCGACGCGGCGGCCGAGCUGGGCGCCCGCCUGGAGGAGAAGCGUCGCGCCAUCGAGGCCCAGAAGCGCCGCAUCGAGGCCGUGUUCGAGCGCCACCGCCAGCGCCUGGGCCGCAGCGCCUUCCUGCGGCUGCAGCGCGGGGAGCACGGGGAGCGGGAGGACGGGGAGCGGGAGGAGGAGGAGGAGCCGCCGAGGGAGGAGGCGCUGGAGCGCCCCGCCGGGGAGGGCCAGGCGCGGCCCAGGAGCGUCACCUUCGCGCCCGACGGGUCCGCCCCGCCGGGGGAGCACCGCCGCGAAGAGGAGGACUUGGGGGAGGGGGAGGAGGGGGAGGGGGAGGAGGAGGACUGCGAGCGGGCCGCGAGGCGCACCCGCGCCGGCCGCGUCGCCCCCGCGCCGGACCCGCCGCCGACCGCGUCCGCCCCGUGCGGGGAGCACGGAGCGAGGGAGGACUUGGGGGAGGACUUGGGGGAGGAGGAGGAGGACUACGAGCGCGCCGUGAGGCGCCUGGGCGCCGCCCUGGGCUCGCUGCGGCGCGACAUGCAGCGCCUGGCGGAGCAGCAGCAGCGUCUGCUCGGCCCCUCGGCGGCGGCCGCCGCGGCCCCGCCCACCGCCUGGGUGAUCCCCGUGCCGCCGUGCUCCCCAUCCGGCGGCCACCGCCACGGCGCCGUCCUCCCCGCCGCCAAGGCCCCGCCCUCCUCCUCCUCCUCGGCGGCGUCGCCCAGCCCGGCCCGUCGGGCCGCGGCGGCGGCCGUCGGGGGAGGAGGAGGAGGAGGAGGAGGAGGAGCAGCGGGAGCACGGAGAGCCGCGGAGCCGAGGCCGCCCCCCCCGCUGACCCGCGUGCUGGCCGCCCCCCGCGACGUGGACCGCCUCCCCCACCUCCGGAGGUUCGAUCCCAGCCAGGUCCCCGUGCAGACCAGGUCCUCCAUCCUGCUGGCCGGGGAGGACGGGGAUCGCGGCGGCGGCGGGGAGGAGGAGGAGGACGGCGAUUCCAGUCCCCCCGGGGCGGAGGACUCCCUGGAGGAGGAGGCCAAGGCGGCGGAAAGGGGGCCCCGCGCGGGGGUCGGAGGCUCGUGUGAGG